AGGCCACGUCAAGUGGAUACUGAUGUUGAUGUCCGCAUGGGAUUCUCGUUUUCCUCAGGACUCUCCACGAAGCAAUCACGGCUUGAGGUAAGCAAAGCAAAGCUGCAGGCGGCUGCUAAUUUGUAGGCAAUUAAAAUUGAAAUAUCCAGAAACAAAGGAAUUGCUUCCACAAAAUGGUAGGGCUUCAAUCCGAUAUGCCUUCCACGAUUGCGAGUCGCGCAGCUUCCACCUUCCGCAAUCUCAACCCCGCUGUCUUCUCCGCACGCACCAUGGCGCCUCUCACAUUCUCACGAACCUUAUGGCCGUCGACCACCACCUCGCCGGUGAGGCUUAUUACGAGAGCGUUCUCCACCGGCGCUGGUGAUGUUGUCGAGAAGAUUCAAGAGAAGCCUUCGAUCUGUACGGCCGACGAGCUUCACUAUGUCUCCGUGUCGAAUUCCGAUUGGAGACUCGCUCUGUGGCGCUACUCUCCUUCCCCUCAGGCUCCUCCAAGGAAUCAUCCGUUGUUGCUUCUAUCAGGUGUGGGGACUAAUGCCAUUGGGUUUGAUCUCUCUCCUGGUUCUUCAUUUGCCCGUUACAUGGCAGGCCAGGGAUUUGACACAUGGAUUCUUGAAUUUCGAGGUGCUGGGCUGAGCAUGCAGGGUUUAAAUUCCAAACAGAUCAAGCAGUCUGCCAAUGCAAUAUCUCAGCAGAUAAAAGCUGCUGCAAGUGCAACAAAUGGAAGUUUUUCUGCAGGCCAGCAAUCUAACAUUUCUACUGGUGCUGAGUUGAGCAUGUUGGGUUUAAAUUCGAAAGAAUUUGAACAGUCUACCAAUGUCUUAUCUGAUCAGAUGGAAGCUGCUGCUAAGAGCGCACAGCAGUCAAACAUUGUUCCAGGAGCCCUGGAAGAAUCUAAAAUCUCUGCUGUUAAAGAAGACACAAUGAGAAUAGCAACAGUAUGGGAUGAGUCUAAAUUAGUGAUGAAGUUGACGGAAACUUUCAUGCUUUUAUCAGAAAGACUUUCUGGGUUUCUCAGUGAGGGCCAAUUGAAGAUUAUGUCUGCUAAAUUAUUUGAUCAAAUAUCUAAACUCAUAGAAGAUUCUCAACUAUCUGAACGUUUUAAUGAGGUAAGGGGAAAUCUUUCAAGGUUGUUGGAAACAAGGCAAAAUUCAGGUAUCACUAGCCAAAUCAGGGAUCUGAGUCAACGGCUUGUAAAUAUUAUUGAAGAAGGUCAACGAUCUGUAUCACCUCAAUUGUUUGACUUGCAAGAGCGAUUUUCUUCAACCAUAGAAGAUUUCCAGAAGCAACUUGACUUGAUUGUGAAAUAUGAUUGGGACUUUGAUCAAUAUCUGGAAGAGGAUGUUCCUGCUGCGAUGGAAUAUAUAAUGGCUCAAACAAAGCCAAAGGAUGGUAAGUUGCUGGCAAUUGGACACUCCAUGGGAGGCAUAUUGCUAUAUGCAAGGUUAUCAAAAUAUGGUUUUGAAGGAAGAGAUCCUAGAUUAGCAGCUAUUGUUACUUUGGCAUCCUCACUUGACUACACAUCUUCAAACUCAUCCCUUAAAAUGCUCUUGCCCCUUGCUGAUCCUGCUCAGGCCCUCAAUGUUCCUGUUGUUCCUUUAGGGGCAUUAUUGGCAGCAGCCUAUCCUCUUUCAUCUGGCCCUCCUUAUGUCUUGUCUUGGCUUAAUUAUCUGAUAUCAGCAGAGGAUAUGAUGCAUCCCAAGUUGUUGAAAAAACUUGUCUUAAACAACUUUUGUACAAUUCCUGCUAAACUCCUCUUGCAGUUAACAACAGCUUUUCGAGAGGGUGGAUUAUGUGACAGGAGUGGCAAAUUUUUCUACAAAGAUCAUUUACAUAAAACUAAUGUCCCUGUUUUAGCACUUGCUGGAGACCAGGACUUAAUUUGCCCACCUGAAGCCGUAUAUGAAACUGCUAAGCUCAUUCCUGAACACUUAGUCACGUACAGAGUAUUUGGCGCACCUGAAGGUCCACAUUAUGCGCACUAUGAUUUAGUGGGAGGACGAUUGGCAGUGGAGCAAGUGUAUCCCUCUAUAAUUGAAUUUUUAAGUAGUAAUGACUCUGCAUGAUAUAGCACAUGAGAGUUUGUUGCCCACAAAAGAUCACGGGAGCAAACUCAUCUCUUAACAGGCAAACGCUCUUUCUCUUUCUCACUCUCACUCCUCCUAGAUGGCAACAUGAACCCCGCUCAGACAUUCUCAUCCCUUAGAAGGUAAGUUCUUCUCUCUUUCCUUUUAGGAAGGCUGUGCAUCUGAAGCAUUCCUCAUGGAGUGAAGGAACCUAAAAAUCUUGAUCUACAAUUUAUGAUUCAGGAGCUGGAAGUUUCCAUGUAUAUUUCUCAGCUCUGUGACUGCUCGAUGAUUGAUUAUAAUUUCUUUUUUCUUGUGAAGUAAUGUAUUUCCUGCCAAGGGCCAGAAUUUUCAUGAGUUUGGUUUGCUUUUCGGUGUCCAGAAACAUGUAGCGCAUAUUUGCUCAAAUGCUUCAUAUGUUUCAAUAGAAUUCAAUUCCUGAUUGUGAUUUUUUAA
Vitis vinifera (wine grape) is the source of this 2519-nucleotide messenger RNA. RefSeq lists its product as uncharacterized. The record is from RefSeq and is a predicted model, not a curated record. Lineage: Eukaryota; Viridiplantae; Streptophyta; Magnoliopsida; Vitales; Vitaceae. The coding region runs from base 174 to 2063 and encodes 629 amino acids. The transcript is spliced from 9 exons.